AAAGCUUGGCCGCUCAGGGAGUCUCGAGUAGAAGAAGUACUCCUUCCAGUGUUUAUUUGAAGUGGAUAUCUUUUCAAAAAAUAUCAAACCGAUCCGAGAUUGAAAGAGAUAAGUUCCCAGCUCGGAUCGCUUGGGGUAGUAGAAGUAAUGAAAGACUUGCGGGGUUAAAGGGAUGCUGUGCAGCUGGAAUAGGAUGACAGCGCCGCACAGCAGAUGAAAGGAGUUCGGGACGAGUUGUGGAAGAGGGACGCAAAAGUAAUUACAAACUUCAAUAAUAAAGGGGUGAAUGGGAAACCGCAGGCCGACAACAAACUGGUCUCGGAACAAGCAGAAGGUGUCGGUCAGCGGGUAAUUUGGCCGAUCGGCCGAAGAAGCCAAAAUCACCUCAUGAUUAUAAGGAAUUUCAAAGGUGUUCCUAAGGGAUUCAGCGUCACCCUCAUCGAACCUGGUCUCCAUGGUGGAGUACCAGAGCCUCUAGUUGAGGGGUUCGACUGCUGUGAAGAACUGGCCAUUGCCGGAGAAAGGGGAGAAAACGAGAAGUUCCGCGGAAAGGUCGCCAGAGAAACACAAAACAGACGUCGGGCUGGGGCGUGGGACAAGAGGAACAAGAUCGCUAAAGAUUAAACGGCAGGAAGGGUCAAAAAGGCUUACAGAAAGAGGUUGUCGGGGAAGAAGACGAACGGUUGCCGAAGCACUGGUCGCGCAAAGUCACCGGCAGUUGCUGAGAAGGAAGAUGCAAAGUGAAGACGGAGGCGGUGUUGCGGCUUUAUAAAGAUCAGCUCGGCCGACUGGAGCCGUCGGAUUUAGGUCACGGGAAUUGAAACACAAAUCCAGCCCUCGAAUUCAAACCACUAAACAUCACAUCAGUAGCUGUCACCUCAAAUGUACGACAACUGCGGCGGCGACACAUGGCAUACUCCUACAAGAUAGCAUUUAAUGGGUGACAUUAUUAGGCGUGGGUGCGUACUCGGCCUUAAUGGAGGAGAUUUGCACGAAUUCCAAGGAGAUUCCAGCUACGUCAACAUUUGACCACGCGGUCCGGGCCCAUCCAAAGACGCCGAAGGAAAAACCUCCCAAGUGCAAGCCAUCGGAUCGCCGAGCGGCCCAGAAGAUCAGUCUUGCACGGACUGGUCAGGGUCCAACUAGCAUCAUGGUCGAUCGGCCAACCGAUCUCCAGACUAUUUCUCCAGUCAGUCGGACUUACAACCUCCUUCGACUAGACUUGAGGGGGAGGCACGUGAUCCGGGGGUAAGGUGGGGCCUCGCCCCACAGGAGGUCAACACCACGUGGAAGGUCAAAGUCAAGGCAGUCAACGCCCCCGAGCUAGCGUCCGACCGGGCGACCCCAUCAGCCGAUCGGGACCCCUCCUUGGCCGGUCCGACGUUAUCACAACUCGGUCUCGCAUCGAGCUUCCGACGCUCAAAGACCCAGCAUCACCAAAGCAGGCGCCGAGCGGCUGGGCAUGUGCCGAGUGACUUGCCAUGUGCUAGGAGGACAUCCGGAUCAGCCAAAGAUCGGAUCACAGCCAGCGAAGCGGAAACACGACCCGGCAAGCCUAGACAGUGGAAGUAGCCGAACGGUCACCCCGCUUGGCCUAGACAGCGGAAGUAGCCGAGCGGUCAUCCGCUCGGCCCACUAGCAGGCAAAAGCAGGAUCGACUGAUAUCCUCCUCGAGACCUGUGCCGCCGACAAACAGCAUGGUCGGCGGCAUGAUCAUGUAUGAUCCGGCAGAGAAUCGUACAACGGAAGUUUCCACUGGCUUGUCAGGAUAUGCUCGGAUCAUUGAGGUAUGACGUCAGAGGUACUUUUUCUGACAUGUCCUUUCAAGGAAGACUUUGAGAAGCGUGCACGCUCGCUCUUGGGGUCCUAUAUAAGGAGCCCCAAGCUUCGUCAGAGGUAUGUAUAAUCUCUACUGUAGCUCCAGCUACACUGUCAUUUUGCUUCCCCGUUUCUUCUAUAUCCCGGUGUCUGACUUGAGCGUCGGAGGGUCAUCGCCGGGGAACCCUUCCCUGGCCUGGCACUGACGUCUUAUGGUUGCAGGUCCCGCCAACCAGGAGUUCAUCAGCGCUCAACAGGAGCGCCACACCCCCAGUUGCCAUUGCCUCGACUCUCGGAUAGGAUCACUGAAAAAAAAUGAUUCCCCUCAUUCAGAUUUCAAUACUACAAAGAGAGAAAAUGAAGACCAUCAUCCUGUGGAACUUAAUGAAUCUCUAGGCCCUACUGCAGCAAUUGAUGUUAGAAUGGAUACCGAAGUUGCUGAUUGUAAUAUUGUUCAAGAUCAGAUGAAUGAUGAAUCCCAGGCAUUCUUUUUUGACCCAGUAUAAAUCAAAAAGAACCAUUCGAAAUGGGCAUACAGUUCAGUUCCCUGGAGCAAAACCUUCAGUUUCAAUGAGGUAUGGCCCUUACAAGGACCUGAAGGCCACCUCAUCGGCCUUCGAUAAGAUUUGGACACAGAAAAAUAAACAUGAAGAGGCACCAUAUGACAGAAUUGAUAGGAUUCAUCAAGAUCAGUCAGUCAAUCCUGAUAGUUCUGAAGUUAUAAUUGGCUCUAUUCUUGUAGCACUUGGAAGUGGCGAUAGAACUAGAAGUAAGCCAGACAAGUUUCAUGCUAAACAGCACCCCCCAAACAGGAUGCUGUGGAAACCUGCGGGCCUCCAUGAUAACAGGAGUGCUACGAGCAGUGUGUCAAAUACAAGGAAAGAAAACUUUUCUCCACGUGAAGAAUUCACCGAUCCAGUUCCUGCUGAUGAGACCAAUUUCUCUCCAGAUGGGUGGAUGGACAGUACUUCUGAGGCACAGCAGGAUUUUUUAAUUUUAUUCUCAAGCAAAAUUGCAGAUUCUUUUCUCGGACAGCGAUGGAAGGAGGCUAUUGUAGCCAAUCAUGUGAGGCUAGUUUUACCAUUUGAAGUUGAAGUAUCUGAUGAUUAUGAUACUGCUGAAAACGGCCACUACGAGAUAAUGCCUGAAAAACCAUGUGCAUCAAAUGGCAUGGAGAAAGGGUACGAUAGCUUUGUAGGUGGCAGAUCCUGUAGCACAGAGAAAGCGUCGCGUAGAGCAGGCUCAAUCGAGCCUUCAAAUUCUUCCAAGCACAAAUUUAAAACUAAGCCUGAAAAGAAUAGCAAACUAAAAUAUGUUACCAAAACAAACACACAAUGCCAUGGGUGAGUGACUAGAUGACGUGGAAAAUUAGUUUAGUGUCAUUGUAAGAUGUAGGCUACGUGCACAAACUGCAGUUUUAUCAGAGUUCUUCUGUUCAUUUCACACUGAUGGUGAAUCCAAAUUCUUGAAGUAUCUUUGCUCCGGUAUGUCACUAUUGCCUUUUCCUUGUUAAUCUAGAACACUUGGCUGCAAUUUGUUAUGUCGCCAAGUCGAUA
Zingiber officinale is the source of this 3374-nucleotide messenger RNA. RefSeq lists its product as uncharacterized. Bases 2287 to 3165 code for a protein of 292 amino acids. Lineage: Eukaryota; Viridiplantae; Streptophyta; Magnoliopsida; Zingiberales; Zingiberaceae. The record is from RefSeq and is a predicted model, not a curated record. The transcript has 2 exons.